Messenger RNA from Camelina sativa (false flax), 831 nucleotides. Lineage: Eukaryota; Viridiplantae; Streptophyta; Magnoliopsida; Brassicales; Brassicaceae. The record is from RefSeq and is a predicted model, not a curated record.
AUGAAACGAUGUUUGAGAAAUCGAGUUGUUAUGGGUAAAGACAGGAUCGAUGAGUUGCCUGAAGGGUUGCUUCUAAAAAUACUGUCUUUACUUCCAACAAAAACUGUUAUAACCACGAGUGUUUUGUCUAAACGAUGGAGGUCCCUUUGGAAGUCAUUGCUUUUACAUAAAGCUCCAGUUCUAGAGAGUUUGCAUCUCACAGUCACAGAUUUAUGUGAUGAUAUAGAUGUUGGACUAUGGGCUGGGAUUGCAUUUGCACGCAAUGUGCGUGAGUUCGUACUCCAAGUCUCGAUUUCCUUAUCCAUUUCAAUCCAGUUUCCGAGUUGCUUGUUUUUCUGUGAUACACUUGAGACCUUGAAACUCAAGAAUCCUCCGAUUCAUAUAGAUCUUCCUUCUCCGGUUUCUAUGAAGUCUCUUAGAACUCUUCACCUUGACUCUGUGACGUACAAAGACGAUGAAUCUGUUUUUAACCUUUUAUCCGGCUGCCCAAAUCUUGAAGAUUUGCUCAUUCAUCGAGGUUACCCUAAUUGUGUUAAGAACUUUGUUAUUGUGGUGCCAUCUUUGAAGAGACUAUCAAUUAAUGAUUGCACUCGUGUACGGAAGGGGGGUUAUGUGAUAAACGCUCCUUCUUUGAAAUACUUGCAAAUUGAAAGGUUAAGUGGUUAUGAGCGUUGUCUGAUUGAGGAUGCGCCAGAGCUAGUUGAGGCAAAUAUUAGGAACAUUUCUACGAUAGUCAAUAAGAAGAUUUUGGGAUCUCUCAAGUCAGCCAAGCGUCUUUCAUUGGACUUAUCACCUUCGGGGGUAACAACUAUAACUAUGCUUGCCAUUUAA